AUGGCGUUUGGGUUAGGUGAGAGACUAACUUGUCAUAAAUGCAACAGCUCGUUUAAGAAUGAAUGUAAUCUGGCAAAGCAUAUUAAGUACGAAUGUGGAAAAGAAGCAAGGUUCUUUUGCGACCAUUGUUCGACCAAAAGCAAAAGACGCUAUGACAUUAAAAUGCAUAUGUUCAAGCAACAUGGAGUUCCAUUCAAAAAAGAAAAGAAAAAUGGUGAUAGACUAACCUGUCACAAAUGUCACAAAUCUUUGAAGAAUAAAAUGACUCUGAGAAAGCACGUCAAAUACCAAUGUGGAAAAGAAGCCACGUACUUUUGCAACUACUGUCCGCUCAAAAGCAAAAGACAUUACGAUCUUAAAAUGCACAUAUACAACAAACAUGCUGCUAGUGUAUUGAAAAAGAAAAAGGAUGCUUAA
Messenger RNA from Sitophilus oryzae (rice weevil), 417 nucleotides. Its product is annotated as GDNF-inducible zinc finger protein 1-like. NCBI's taxonomy places the organism in Eukaryota, Metazoa, Arthropoda, Insecta, Coleoptera, Curculionidae. The transcript has 3 exons. The record is from RefSeq and is a predicted model, not a curated record. Bases 1 to 417 code for a protein of 138 amino acids.